This is a messenger RNA of Westerdykella ornata, 1416 nucleotides long. Its product is annotated as batten's disease protein Cln3. Bases 83 to 1282 code for a protein of 399 amino acids. The record is from RefSeq and is a predicted model, not a curated record. NCBI's taxonomy places the organism in Eukaryota, Fungi, Ascomycota, Dothideomycetes, Pleosporales, Sporormiaceae. The transcript has 2 exons. Gene Ontology annotation, cellular component: membrane; vacuole. Gene Ontology annotation, biological process: regulation of intracellular pH.
CCCAACAAGCUGCCGUCGCUCAUGCGGCGUAGCUCCAGCUCACUCAUGUAGCUGAGCAUCACCGUCAGUCCCCCACAGGAGAAUGACCACCUUUCCAAUGCCAGGAUCUCCUGCUGCCUCUUGGGCUGUCUAUCGUGCACGCCUCAAGGCUGCCUUUGCAGGUGCAGACCACCGCGUCUAUAUCGCCUUUUGGCUCUUUGGCCUCCUCAACAAUCUCCUCUACGUCGUCGUGCUCUCCGCUGCCCUCGACCUCGUAGGCCCAGCUGUCCCCAAGGGAGUCGUCCUCCUCGCCGAUGUCGUCCCCUCCUUCGUCACUAAACUAUGCGCCCCAUACUUCAUACACCUCAUCCCCUACCGUGUUCGCAUCUUCAUCUUCGUCGCCCUGUCAACAUGUGGCAUGCUCGUCAUUGCCCUGACCCCGCCCCUGCACGACCCUCGCACCAUUGCCAUCAAGAUGUUCGGCGUCAUACUCGCCAGCCUUAGCAGCGGAGCCGGAGAGCUCAGUUUUCUGGGACUAACACAUUACUAUGGCCAUUUUGCUUUAGCCGCGUGGGGGAGCGGCACGGGCGGUGCUGGUCUCAUUGGUGCUGGCGCCUAUGCAAUUGCAACCACGACGUUACAGAUCAGUGUGCGAACAAGCUUGCUAUUCUUCUCUCUUCUCCCUUUCAUUAUGAUCAUCAGCUUCUUCCUCAUCCUGCCCUUGGGACCCCUUCGCACCUCGUACGCAAAACUCGCUCAAUACGAAACCAUCGACGAGCCAGAAAGUCAGCAUUAUCACCCAUCGCACUCACAAAGCUCGCCCCAACUCCCCUUGGACGAACCAGAGCACGAAGACCUCCUCUCCUCCAUCCGCUCCACCCCGGACUUCACGUCCCUCCCCUCGCGCCAAUCCUCCGCCUGGAAAACCUUCAAAGCCAACCUCCGCCGUUCUCGUGGCCUCUUCUUCCCCUUCAUGUUCCCCCUCCUCCUCGUCUACAUUGCCGAAUACACAAUCAACCAAGGCGUCGCACCUACCUUACUCUUUCCGCUCGAGUCGAGCCCCUUUGACGAGUACAGGUCGUUUUAUUCGACGUACAAUGCCAUCUAUCAAGUCGGCGUCUUCCUAUCAAGGUCGUCGACACCCUUCUUCAGAGUGCAUCACUUGUAUCUGCCGUCUCUGCUGCAGGUGGGGAACUUAAUCCUGCUCACCAUGCAUGCCAUGUUCGACUUCAUCCCCCACUUUUACAUCGUCUGCAUCGUCAUCUUCUGGGAGGGCCUCCUCGGUGGGCUAGUCUAUGUGUGAGUACCCAGACCCAUAUUUAUACCGCUCCACCUUUCCGGAUCCGUAUCUGUGGAUGUUGACUGAGUUGCAGCUCUACCUUUGCCGAGAUCCAAGACACGGUCCCCGAGCAGGACCGCGAAUUCAGUCUCGCUGCC